Pistacia vera is the source of this 518-nucleotide messenger RNA. Its product is annotated as ribose-5-phosphate isomerase A-like. The record is from RefSeq and is a predicted model, not a curated record. Gene Ontology annotation, cellular component: intracellular membrane-bounded organelle. Gene Ontology annotation, molecular function: ribose-5-phosphate isomerase activity. NCBI's taxonomy places the organism in Eukaryota, Viridiplantae, Streptophyta, Magnoliopsida, Sapindales, Anacardiaceae. Gene Ontology annotation, biological process: D-ribose metabolic process; pentose-phosphate shunt, non-oxidative branch. The coding region runs from base 83 to 322 and encodes 79 amino acids. The transcript is spliced from 3 exons.
CAUGUAAAGUUUUUCUCCAUUUUGUGUUCCAAUGGUGAAAGUUCUGUGGAUAUGAUACUAUCGUUUUCAGAAUGCUGACUAGAUGACAUUUCAGGUUGAAGUUCUUCUCAUUGUUUUGUCACCUGUUUUGAGGAGGCAUGUUGCUCUUGGUGGAGUUCCUGAAAUUCGAUCUGCUGUGAUGAAGGAUGGUCCUGUGAUCACAGAUCUUGGUAACGUGGUGGUAGAUGUGAGCUUUCCAAACGGGAUACAGAACCCUUUUGAGCUUGAGAAGAAUUUAAACAUGAUACCUGGAGUGGUUGAUAAUGGUAAGAAAAGGACUUGAGAACUUGAGCCUUCUAUUAUUUUCUUGGAGCAUGCCAUUUCUAGUAUUCAGCCUAUAUUUUCAUUUUCUAGACAUACAUCAACUGCUACCCAUAUAUCAUAACUUUUCAGCCCAAGCUUUAAUUAUUCUAUGUAUGGAUUUUUUCAUGACAUGAUACAGGGUGACCAAAAUUCUUGGACCAUCGUAUUUUCUAUAA